Penicillium canescens is the source of this 468-nucleotide messenger RNA. RefSeq lists its product as uncharacterized. The record is from RefSeq and is a predicted model, not a curated record. Bases 1 to 468 code for a protein of 155 amino acids. The transcript is spliced from 3 exons. NCBI's taxonomy places the organism in Eukaryota, Fungi, Ascomycota, Eurotiomycetes, Eurotiales, Aspergillaceae.
AUGAAGUUCACCAUCCCCAUCCUCGCUUCCCUCGUGGCAACCAGCACCGCCCUCUUCGACAAGAACCAGCCGUGGGGCAAGCGCGACUACUCCUGCGUUAACGUCUACCAAGGCAUCCCCGAUAACUCAACCGUCUCUCCAGGCCAAACCGUCCACGUCCGCUUCGAUCGCAAGCCCACUGGGCGCUGCCCGGAUCCGUUGAACCAAUACCCCGGCGACGACUACAGUGUCUGGCUGUACAACAAUCCAGUCCGCGUGCCGAACGCUGUGAACUUCGAUCAGUCGAUUAAGAUCGCUACUGGUAUUAAGGAGAAGGCGGGUGCUGUGCAUGUUACUAUCCCUAAGAAUUUGCCUCAGGUUAAGGAUGGCUCUGUUUGGUAUUUGAGACUUGGGACUAGUUUGUCUACUGCUCCUCAGAUGCCCACUUUGUUCAACGCUGCUGGACCGUUUACUAUUACCAAGGCUUAG